Molecule: messenger RNA, 4621 nt
Organism: Biomphalaria glabrata
Lineage: Eukaryota; Metazoa; Mollusca; Gastropoda; Planorbidae
Product: uro-adherence factor A-like
Exons: 2
Coding region: 499-4032 (1177 amino acids)
Source: RefSeq, a predicted model, not a curated record
CUCGACAUUUUGAGUGUAACUACCAAACCUACCAACGCUGUAGAGAUAUAUGUAAACAAAGGAAAACGUAAUUAAAAUCUCUACAGUGUCAAAGCUAUUAGUCUUUGUAAAAAUUUUAUUAUUUUUACUGUGAGGGAUUGACGUUAACCUUAUUUAGACAAUUAAAAAAUGUGCAACAAAUUUCAAACUAAAUCACAAAGAAAUAUGAUUUUUCUGAAAGUGCUCAUACAAAGGGUUAAACACAAUGACCCACUAAAAUGUAUACAGUCUUUUGUUGCCUUUCGCAUGGAACACUCUAAUGAAGAUCGUGUAAAAGGUAUGAUGCAAAUGAAUCCAUCUAAGCGAUCUAUUAAUCAAUUGGUGACGUUGGCAUCCCAUACGGAUAACGUACAAAUGGACGUUAAGAAAUAUCUUAUAUUACUGGUGAGAAUAAUGAUGUUUUCAGUACUAGUUAUAUAAAAAGUUCAUUCUAUUGGAAAAGACCUACUUUAAAAAAAAAUGGAAAGUGAAAUCAAUAGACUACAGACUUUUGCGAGAUAUCCUAGCUCAGACGUCAAGUCGGCUUAUUUACUAGCAAAUAAUGGAUUUUAUUUAAUAGGAGGUGUGACAAAUGAUAAAGUACAAUGCUACUUCUGUAAGCAAAGUAAGGUGAAUUGGCAGAGUGAUGAAGACAUUACAGAAGUCCAUUCAUCCACGUCACCAAAUUGUCCUAUGGUCACCGGUGAAAAAUCUGAUAAUAAAGCUAUUGUCUUGUCAUUCUGUGAGAAAACGUCAAGAGAAGAUAACCCAAAAGGCUGUCUUUCAGUAUCAUCGAUCGAAUCAACAAAUACGAGUAUGUACUUUGAAAAGUGCUGCAAAAAAUACUCUGAAAUCAAAAUGAAUGAAAAUGACUUACUUAAUACAAACGGGAAGACAUACCUCGACCAAUACUGUAUGUUAAAACAUAAUUUCAAAGAAAGAACAAGAAAAGUUGUCGAAGACACAUCAAUGAAAACAGACGUUCAUUCUUCUUGCCAUAAAUGUGCAUCGCAAACGUCGUCAGCGAGUCUCACUUUGUCGAACACAAUCAAAGCAUUUGUUGGGACAGAUAAAGAGAUAGAUGAACAGACAUCAGUUCAAAUUGAAACCCCAACUACUAACAUAGUAUUUAAUACUGCAACUGCACUGCUCACUUCUACUGAUAAUGGAAUGUGUGACAUUUGUUAUAAUCUAACAUAUACUCUCAAUAACAAAAAAUCUAAGCCUAAUGCUACAUCGACAGUGUCUACAGACGUCAAUGUAAAUGAAUCAGUAUCUACAGAUGCCAAUGUAAAUGAAUCAGUGUCUACAGACGUCAAUGUAAACGAAUCAGUGUCUACAGACGUCAAAGUAAACGAAUCAAUGUCCACAGACAUCAAUGUAAAUAAAUCAGUUUCUACAGGCGUCAAUGUAAAUGAAUCAGUGUCUACAGACGUCAAUGUAAAUGAAUCAGUGUCUACAGACGUCAAUGUAAAUGAAUCAGUGUCUACAGACGUCAAUGUAAACGAAUCAGUGUCUACAGACGUCAAUGUAAACGAAUCAGUGUCUACAGACGUCAAUGUUAACGAAUCAGUGUCUACAGACGUCAAUGUAAAUGAAUCAGUGUCUACAGACGUCAAUGUAAAUAAAUCAUUGUCCACAGACGUCAAUGUAAAUGGAUCAGUGUCUACAGACGUCAAUGUAAAUGAAUCAGUGUCUACAGACGUCAAUGUAAAUGAAUCAGUGUCUACAGACGUCAAUGUAAACGAAUCCGUGUCUACAGACGUCAAUGUAAAUGAAUCAGUGUCUACAGACGUCAAUGUAAAUGAAUCAGUGUCUACAGACGUCAAUGUAAAUGAAUCAGUGUCUACAGACGUAAAUGUAAAUGAAUUAGUGUCUACAGACGUCAAUAUAAAUGAAUCGAAUGCUACGUUUACGUCAUCUAUAGAUGAAAGUGAAAAUGAACCAAUUGAAACACUUACAUCGUUUAUAGAUGAAAGUGAAAAUGAACCAAUUGAAACAGUUACAUCAUCUAUAGAUGAAAGUGAAAAUAAACCAAUUGAAACACUUACAUUGUUUAUAGAUGAAAGUGAAAAUAAACCAAUUGAAACACUUACAUCGUCUAUAGAUGCAAGUGAAAAUGAAACAAUUGAAACAGUUACAUCGUCUAUAGAUGAAAGUGAAAAUGAACCAAUUGAAACACUUACAUUGUCUAUAGAUGAAAGCGUAAAUGAACCAAUUGAAACAGUUACAUCGUCUAUAGAUGCAAGUGAAAAUGAACCAAUUGAAACACUUACAUUGUUUAUAGAUGAAAGUGAAAAUAAACCAAUUGAAACACUUACAUCGUCUAUAGAUGCAAGUGAAAAUGAAACAAUUGAAACAGUUACAUCGUCUAUAGAUGCAAGUGAAAAUGAACCAAUUGAAACACUUACAUCGUCUAUAGAUGAAAGUGAAAAUGAACCAAUUGAAACACUUACAUUGUCUAUAGAUGAAAGUGAAAAUGAACCAAUUGAAACACUUACAUUGUCUAUAGAUGAAAGUGAAAAUGAACCAAUUGAAACACUUACAUCGUCUAUAGAUGCAAGUGAAAAUGAACCAAUUGAAACACUUACAUUGUUUAUAGAUGAAAGUGAAAAUAAACCAAUUGAAACACUUACAUCGUCUAUAGAUGAAAGUGAAAAUGAACCAAUUGAAUCACUUACAUCAUCUAUAGAUGAAAGUGAAAAUGAACCAAUUGAAUCACUUACAUCAUCUAUAGAUGAAAGUGAAAAUAAACCAAUUGAAACAGUUAUAUCGUCUAUAGAUGCAAGUGAAAAUGAACCAAUUGAAACACUUACAUCGUCUAUAGAUGAAAGUGAAAAUGAACCAAUUGAAACAGUUACAUCGUCUAUAGAUGCAAGUGAAAAUGAACCAAUUGAAACACUUACAUUGUUUAUAGAUGAAAGUGAAAAUAAACCAAUUGAAACACUUACAUCGUCUAUAGAUAAAAGUGUAAAUGAACCAAUUGAAACACUUACAUUGUUUAUAGAUGAAAGUGAAAAUAAACCAAUUGAAACACUUACAUCGUCUAUAGAUGCAAGUGAAAAUGAAACAAUUGAAACAGUUACAUCGUCUAUAGAUGCAAGUGAAAAUGAACCAAUUGAAACACUUACAUCGUCUAUAGAUGAAAGUGAAAAUGAACCAAUUGAAACACUUACAUUGUCUAUAGAUGAAAGUGAAAAUGAACCAAUUGAAACACUUACAUUGUCUAUAGAUGCAAGUGAAAAUGAACCAAUUGAAACACUUACAUCGUCUAUAGAUGCAAGUGAAAAUGAACCAAUUGAAACACUUACAUUGUUUAUAGAUGAAAGUGAAAAUAAACCAAUUGAAACACUUACAUCGUCUAUAGAUGAAAGUGAAAAUGAACCAAUUGAAUCACUUACAUCAUCUAUAGAUGAAAGUGAAAAUAAACCAAUUGAAACAGUUAUAUCGUCUAUAGAUGCAAGUGAAAAUGAACCAAUUGAAACACUUACAUCGUCUAUAGAUGAAAGUGAAAAUGAACCAAUUGAAACAGUUACAUCGUCUAUAGAUGCAAGUGAAAAUGAACCAAUUGAAACACUUACAUUGUUUAUAGAUGAAAGUGAAAAUAAACCAAUUGAAACACUUACAUCGUCUAUAGAUGCAAGUGAAAAUGAAACAAUUGAAACAGUUAUAUCGUCUAUAGAUGAAAGUGAAAAUGAACCAAUUGAAACACUUACAUUGUCUUUAGAUGAAAGUGAAAAUGAACCAAUUGAAACAGUUACAUCGUCUAUAGAUGAAAGUGAAAAUAAACCAAUUGAAACAGUUAUAUCGUCUAUAGAUGCAAGUGAAAAUGAACCAAUUGAAACACUUACAUCGUCUAUAGAUGAAAGUGUAAAUGAACCAAUUGAAACAGUUACAUCGUCUAUAGAUGCAAGUGAAAAUGAACCAAUUGAAACACUUACAUUGUUUAUAGAUGAAAGUGAAAAUAAACCAAUUGAAACACUUACAUCGUCUAUAGAUGCAAGCGAAAAUUAAACAAUUGAAGCAGUUACAUCGUCUAUAGAUGCAAGUGAAAAUGAAUCAAUUGAAACACUUACAUCGUCUAUAGAUGAAAGUGAAAAUGAACCAAUUGAAACACUUACAUUGUCUAUAGAUGAAAGUGAAAAUGAACCAAUUGAAACACUUACAUUGUCUAUAGAUGAAAGUGAAAAUGAACCAAUUGAAACACUUACAUCGUCUAUAGAUGAAAGUGAAAAUGAACCAAUUGAAACACUUACAUCGUCUAUAGAUGAAAGUGAAAAUGAACCAAUUGAAACACUUACAUUGUCUAUAGAUGAAAGUGAAAAUGAACCAAUUGAAACACUUACAUUGUUUAUAGAUGCAAGUGAAAAUGAAACAAUUGAAACAGUUACAUCGUCUAUAGAUGCAAGUGAAAAUGAACCAAUUGAAACACAUUGUUUAUAGAUGCAAGUGAAAAUGAAACAAUUGAAACAGUUACAUCGUCUAUAGAUGCAAGUGAAAAUGAACCAAUUGAAACACUUACAUCGUCUAUAGAUGAAAGUGAAAAUGAAACAAUUGAAACACUUACAUCGUGUAUAGAUGCAAGUGAAAAUGGACCAAUUGA